Messenger RNA from Tachyglossus aculeatus (Australian echidna), 939 nucleotides. Its product is annotated as olfactory receptor 14A16-like. The record is from RefSeq and is a predicted model, not a curated record. Gene Ontology annotation, molecular function: olfactory receptor activity; G protein-coupled receptor activity; odorant binding. Bases 1 to 939 code for a protein of 312 amino acids. Gene Ontology annotation, cellular component: membrane. NCBI's taxonomy places the organism in Eukaryota, Metazoa, Chordata, Mammalia, Monotremata, Tachyglossidae. The transcript has a single exon. Gene Ontology annotation, biological process: G protein-coupled receptor signaling pathway.
AUGGCCAAUGUCUCCAUGGCGACGGAAUUCCUCCUGCUGGGGGUCUCGGAGGUCCGGGAGCUGCAGCUGGCCCAUGCCGCGCUGUUCCUUCUGGUCUACCUGGUGGCCCUGACGGGGAAUCUCCUUAUCAUCACCAUCACCUCCCUUGACCAACGCCUCCACAGUCCCAUGUACUUUUUCCUCAGGCACCUGUCCAUCCUUGACCUCUGCCUCAUCUCUGCCACUGUCCCCAAAUCCAUCCUCAAUUCUUUGACAAACAGCAGAUCCAUCUCUUUCCUGGGGUGCACUACACAAGUCUUUGUAUUGAUUCUUUCUGGUGGUUCAGAGGUUUUCAUCCUCACAGCAAUGUCCUAUGACCGCUAUGCAGCCAUCUGCUGCCCCUUGCGCUAUGACAUCAUCAUGAACCGAGAGGUUUGUGGGAAGAUGGCCGCCGUCUCCUGGCUCAGCGGGGGUCUCUACUCCCUGAUGCACACGGCCACCACCUUUUCCUCCCACUUUUGCGCUCCUCACAUCAUCCACCAGUUCUUCUGUGAAGUACCCCAGUUGCUCAAACUCAUGUGCCCUGGAGAGGCACGAGCAGAGGUCAGUGUUCUUGUCCUUAGUGUUAUUUUGUUUUCGGGCUGCUUUUUAUCCAUCCUCGUAUCUUAUGUCCACAUCCUCUUGGCGGUGCUGAAGAUGCCAGCGACCGAGGGUCGGACCAAAGCCUUCUCCACCUGCAUGCCUCACCUCGCCGUUGUCUCUCUGUUUCUUUUCACGAGUGCAUUUGCCCAUCUGAAGCCACCUUCAUCCUCCCCAUCCACGCUGGACCUGCUGGUGUCCGUGUUCUACACAGUGCUGCCCCCGACCCUGAACCCCCUCAUCUACAGCCUGAGGAACAAGGACAUGAAGGCCGCCCUGGGGAAGAUCUUCUCUGUUCACUUCACUUCCGGGGUGAACUGA